Molecule: messenger RNA, 1878 nt
Organism: Silurus meridionalis
Lineage: Eukaryota; Metazoa; Chordata; Actinopteri; Siluriformes; Siluridae
Gene: lhfpl2a
Product: LHFPL tetraspan subfamily member 2a
Exons: 3
Coding region: 338-988 (216 amino acids)
Cellular component (GO): membrane
Source: RefSeq, a predicted model, not a curated record
AUUUUCUCAGUCAGUGUGUGAGGGAAACGUGUGGUCGUGACUUGGAUAUGGACACAGAAAGCUCACACUGAACAGGAGAGAUAGACGGCCAUGAUCUCCUCCCUUAGUAGGAUGUAGGACUGAAGGAAGUGAGAGAAAGAGUGCGACAGCUAGAAGAACUUCUUACAUCUGUCGGAAAGAAGACAGGAAUCAUAUAAGGCUGUGAUUUGGGACACGUUCUGGAGUGGCUGGUUCACUCUCUACUUUUUCUGUACACUUCCUUUUUUUGCCCUGCUUCCCAUCCAGGAACACUCACAAUCACUCAGGGACCCUCUUGCACACCCCUUCUGACUUCAUCAUGUGUCAUGUGAUUGUGACAUGCCGCUCCAUGCUCUGGACGCUCCUCAGUAUUGGUGCAGCCUUCAGCGAGCUCAUUGCUUUCCUAAGCACUGAUUGGCUGGUGGGGUUCCCACGCGUGCCUGAAUCUGCACCUGAGGUAUCCGGUGAGGCCUACCGGCCUACUCUUGGGCUUUUCGGGCGGUGUGUGUUUGUGGGCAGAUUUAUGUGCGGUCCUUACGCGCUGACAUUCGAUGAGAUUGCGAGCGGUUUCUGGAAGGCGGCAGCCAUUUUUCUGGCGACGGGAAUCCUGCUGCUCAGCGCCGUGGCCUUCACCUCCAUUUUCACCAUUUGCUUCCAGAGCAUCAUGAGGAAGAGCAUCUUCAAUGUGUGUGGACUACUGCAGGGCAUCGCAGGUCUGUUCCUGAUCCUGGGUCAGCUUCUGUACGCAGCAGGAUGGGGAAAUGAGAAGGUGAAGCAGUACUGUGGUGUGAACUCAUCAGCAUAUAACCCAGCGAUGUGCUCAGUGGGCUGGGCAUUUUAUACAGCACUGCUCGGCACGGUGCUCAGCUUCAUCAGCGCCGUUUUCAGCGCACAGGCUGAGAUCGCCACGUCUAGCGACAAAGUACAAGAGGAGAUCCAACAGGGCAAAAGCCUCAUCUGCCUCCUUUGAGAGAGAGACCCGCAUUAGAAACCAGACGUCCUGAUGUCAGUCACACUGAUGCCAAUGUGACAGCAAUUUAUCGACGAGAACCAAACCACUUAAAUUCAUCUCACCACUAAAACUCUGCUCUUUACUGCGUUCUGAUGUGGGAGACAGUCUUCCUUUUUUAUUUUUUCCUGUGUCUUUUACCCUUGCCCUCAUUCAUUUGUUUUUGGUUUGUUGUUUAGAAUUCUUUCUUACUUGCUAAACUGAAGAAUGAAAUUGUAAAUACAUGUGUAUAUACUGUACAUAAUGAUGAUGAAAAUGAUGAUGUUGAUGAAGGAACCAUCUCAGUGAUCAAGGUGCUGAAACCACUAAACCACUGUCACUUCCUGUUAGGGGUCGAAAGUACUGCACAUCUUAAACCAGGAAGUAGGAAAUGUAUUCCCACUGGAUCCUGGAUCAGUUCCUGGUUGUAAGACACAAGUAGACCUGCACAGGUGAAACUGGCUUCCAAUCAGUGGAAACACUUUUGUUAAGACUCUUCUGUGGUAUUUUAACAGGACACUUCCUUGCCCGACCCCCCGCCCCCCUUCUGUUUUUGUCCUUUUCUGUUUUUCUUUUCUCUUUUAUUAUUCUCAUAUUUUCCUUCCCCUUUCUCCCCAUUUUGUUCUUAUUUCCCAUAUAAUUUCCUUUUCCUUUUUACUUCCUCCCAGUCUCAGGACAAGAUGCAAGAGGAUAAGAGAUCAUUGUGCAACAGGAAAAGCCCUGAAGUCCUUUGUUCUUGUACAUCCAUAUUCUGUGUGUGUCUGUGUGUGUGUUUGAGAGAGAAAAAGAAAGAGAGAGAGAGAGAAAGAGACAAUAAUCACCAGCCACAUAAUCACUGCUCUCUGCCAAAUAAAUAAAGCUGACUGAACUUU